AUGGAGAACUGUGUAAUUAAAAAUUCGAAGAGGCCGUACCAUUCGACAAUGGGACCCUUACUAGAUGAUUUCGACUCGCUUUCAAAAAGGCGAAAAAAAUUAUUUGAUAAUAUAAAUAGCCAUAUAGAUAACCUAAUACAAUUGUUACAGGACACAGAAGAUAAAUUGAGGAACCACAGCGCGAAUCAUAUAAACGGAACACAAGAUUUUAAAUAUAAUAGUUUAUCUAGCGAAUCAAAUUUAAAUGAUAGUCUACAGAAAUCAGAUAGUUUGAACGGAUUGAUAUUGAAGUACGAGUCGUCCGACACAGGAAAUGAAACGUCUUCCACAGACUUUAAUAAUGAACCUGCAAUGUGCGACUGCACAAAGCAGUCAAUAAGAGACCUGGCGUACACAGUGAAGUCAUACGACGUGUACAGAAGCAUAAAUAAGCUGAUUAAGGAGUUUAACCACCACUUCAACGAAAUGGGAAAGGCACUGCUGGGAACGAGAGGAAACGAAAACCAAGAAAUGAUAUCACCAGUUAACCUGGACGAACAGCUGGUGUGCAGAAUGAUAGGAAUACACCUCUUGCACUACGGAAUGUUUGAAGUCUACGAGCAGCUGAAGAGAGAGUCGACGAAGCUCUGGGGAGAAAACCACAAGGGAACAGUGGGAGAGUUGAUGGUGCAAGCAUAUAAGACGCUGCACGACCUGAUAGGAAAAAUCAAGUCGUGCAACAUAGACCCAGUGCUGGAGUGGACAAAAAUGCAAAGCGACUGCUCAAACCUGCACGUGCAGCGAUUCAACGAAAUAAUGAUUAACCUGUACAAAAUAAGGUUCCUGAAGGAGUUGUUUGAAGCAGAAGAGGAAAGUAACACGCAAAUAAUAGACGAAGUAAAGAAGAGCGGGUUGACCUCACUCUGGAAAAUACAUAACGACGAAAUAGGGAAGCUGGUGACGCAAGUAAUACUGGGAGAAAAUCUGCCAAACGACGCAGACUUCGACGAGCUAAAAAAUAAAACAAUAAAAAUGUUCACGAAGCUAUUCUGCGAAACAGGAAUACUGAUGAAGAAGCCGCCGAACUACGACAGGAAGCCGCUGCUGUCAGAGCAGUCGCACCAGAGCUUCGCAUUCAACGAGGAGGGAAACGUGAUCCACGAAGUCACGGAGGUGACGGAGUCGACAGAGGAGCAGGGGUCGCAAGUGACAGACGUGGUGGCGUUCUCAUGGAGACCGAUGCUGACGGACACGAAGAACGUCGGAGGAAGCAACGACAAGCUGAAGUACAAGUCGUGGAUACUGGCGCUGCACGGCUCGAAGAUUAAGGCGGCGACCUUCAGGCUCCCGGAGGACAAGGGAGUGAGGCUGAGAGAAGACUGGCUAAACCCAGUCGGGCUUGCAGGAGAGAAGAUUAAGCAGCCGAGAAUGGCCUCAAAAUACCUUAACUCAAACUCGCUCGAGCACGGAAGAAGACUAAACUUCAUAAAAAACAGAGUGGCGCUUAACGCGAACGUCGAGUCGCCAAGGUCGAUAUCAAGAGCUCUGCUGAUGAAGGCACUGAACAGCCAGGAGCCGAUACCGAGGCAAGGCCUGGUGAUGAGCGAUGGAGGGUACAGCACCUUCCCGUACUACCUGGAAAAUCAGCUCUGCGACGAGGAAGUGUCGUCAUUCGGAAGGUUCGUGGACCCAGAGGACUGGGUGUCGACGAGGAACGAAAGAGGGACGACAGUGCUGAUAGCAACAGGGUCUGAGGAGAGCGAGGAGAACCUGCUGGGCCUGUCGAGCAUGGGAAGGCUGAUAGACAACUAUUCGACCACCGUGACGCAGACUGAGGAAAACCCGACGAGGAGCACGCCGACGUUCUCGCUGACGGUCUUCGCAGGGCCCUCGAUAUUCAGGGACUCGCGAGUGUCCUCGCAGCUGCUGGAGGCGGACAUAAUAUCACAGAGGCUGCUUAACGUGUCGCCGGGCUCGAGGAUUCGAAUACGGUUCCCGACGAGGACAGAAGAGGCGCUGGAGAACGCGCCGAGGAGGAGGGAGACGACGAUAAGUCCCUACGAGCAGAUAUCCUCAGAGCCUUCGAGUCAGCCCGAGGAGGAGCACACCACGACGAUGGAAAGGUCGAGCAUAACACUGAGGGACAUACUGAGGAUGAUAAUGAGGGGACUCAGAACAGAAACACAGCCAGCAGUACUGAGAUUUAGAGGCUCACACACGCACCAUAACUUGGAAGUAGACACAAGAACAGCAUCGCAAGAUACGGAGUCGCCAAAGGAUAAGACAGGAACACACAAGAGACUAGUGAGACCGAAGCAAGAAACGAAGGUAGAACCAUGUGUAGAUAGCGAAUACAUAAAGGUCCACCUGCCAUACGAAAGCCCACUCUCAGUAGUGAUAUGCGCAGGACACGUGACAUUCCCAUACCUGUUGGACGUGUUAAAGGUACUCUUUAAGGAAAGAUGCGAAGUCUCCUCGAAGGUGGGAAUGUGGCUCAAGUCGAACCAGCAGCUACCAGUGGAGUCGGACCUAGGACCAGCAUUCCACUUCCACAGCUAUCUGACAUGUGCAGUCUCGAAGGACCAAACGAGCAGCGAAAACCUACCAAUCAUGCUCUCGUGCGGGCACGUAAUAUGUAAAAUCUGCCACGAUCGACUGAGCGGAAAAAGGAGAAAGAGGCAGUUCAAAUGUCCAAUGUGUCCAACAAUAGUGGAGCCAAACCAAGUAAGUGAACACAAAAAUAUAAAAAUAAACAGACAAUGGAACUGUACCUGGACUGGAAUACAACACAUAACAACUGUGUAUGCUAAAAUUAAUUUUUUUACACUUCACAUUAUGCACUAUAACACUUGCGGUAACCCGGGAAUUUUUUAA
Theileria orientalis strain Shintoku is the source of this 2853-nucleotide messenger RNA. RefSeq lists its product as uncharacterized. NCBI's taxonomy places the organism in Eukaryota, Apicomplexa, Aconoidasida, Piroplasmida, Theileriidae. The coding region runs from base 1 to 2853 and encodes 950 amino acids. The transcript is spliced from 5 exons. Gene Ontology annotation, cellular component: nucleus; GID complex; cytoplasm. The record is from RefSeq and is a predicted model, not a curated record. Gene Ontology annotation, biological process: proteasome-mediated ubiquitin-dependent protein catabolic process. Gene Ontology annotation, molecular function: ubiquitin-protein transferase activity.